UUCAGUGCUGUCUGCUUUGAACGGGAAGGUCGCGCGGGAUAACUGCUCCCACCGCGAUACUAUUUGUUUUCUUUUUUCGUUUUCUUUCUUUCUUUUUAUGCUUUUCUUCUUCUUCGUUGGCAUCGAAUAUGUAACCUAGAUGUACUCAUAUCUGUGCUUCGAUGGAUCAUGGAGAGGAGAAGUCGCUCUGUCCAGAGAGCAACCAACUUAUUGCGAGAACGCGAUGGAAAUUGUUAGCAAAGGUUUUACACAAGACGAACGCUGAGAAUGGCCAAUCGAGUUCUCAGCUUGCCCCAACUACCUCAAGAGAGUUGUAUGGCCUUUUUGAGUGGCAUGUUUUAGAAUCAAAUAGAUUUUGGAAAGAUACUACUGGCCAGUGGUUACAGUGUUGUUCAUUUAACUACCCACAUUUUUCUCUAAAUGUUAGAUUUCUCAUCAAUCAAUUUUCCAUCAACGAAUUAACAGGGUUCAAUAAUACAGGAAAUGUGUGUGUUUGGCCCUCAGAGGAGGUCCUGGCCUAUUACUGUAUGAAGAAUAACUAUGUGUUCAAACAGAAAACCGUCCUAGAGCUAGGUGGAGGUAUGACAUGCCUCGCUUCCUUUGCGGUUGCCAAAACGUCUGACGCAACUUUAGUCGCUUGCACUGAUGGCAAUCCAGCUUCCGUAGAAAACGUUAAGCGCAUAAUCCAGCACAAUAAUCUCAGCAGCACCUGCCCAAUAACCGCCCAAGUGUUAGACUGGAAGAACGAAUCGUCCUUUAAAGACAUGGAAUCGAUGUGGGACGUCAUUCUCUGUGCUGAUUGUUUGUUUUUCGAUGACGGACGUCAAGCUCUAGUAGAUACCAUGCAGCGGAUAACAACACGCAACGGACUAAUUUUAAUCAUGGCACCAAGACGAGGCCGCACGCUAGACGCUUUCCUGGAACUCUGCCACGGCAAGUUUGAUAUCUACCUCGAAGAAGAAUUUGACGACGAUGUCACUCUCUCCCACCAAAAGAAGUUGCUGAGCCCGGAUUACAAUUCUGAUCACAACUAUCCGCUACUGGUCCAGUUAAAGAAACGUUAAUCUUUCCUUUACACCCUAAAAUUUUGAUAAUGUUUUAGCUUCGUAAUUUGAAUUUUUUUCGUGUGAAUCUUCCGGUUGCAAUUGUUUUUCAUGUGUGCAGUUUUAUUUCUUGACUCUCGAAUGUGAUCUUCAAAUCAGCA
Daphnia carinata is the source of this 1204-nucleotide messenger RNA. RefSeq names its product calmodulin-lysine N-methyltransferase-like. Gene Ontology annotation, cellular component: cytoplasm. Gene Ontology annotation, molecular function: calmodulin-lysine N-methyltransferase activity. The transcript has 8 exons. Lineage: Eukaryota; Metazoa; Arthropoda; Branchiopoda; Diplostraca; Daphniidae. The record is from RefSeq and is a predicted model, not a curated record. Bases 162 to 1064 code for a protein of 300 amino acids.